Rotaria socialis is the source of this 612-nucleotide messenger RNA. Lineage: Eukaryota; Metazoa; Rotifera; Eurotatoria; Philodinida; Philodinidae. The record is from the annotation of a GenBank genome assembly.
AUGAUUCAAUUAGCAUUAGAUGUUGCUGAUGGAAUGGAUUAUUUAUCAGAUCAAAAAUUUGUACAUAGAGAUUUAGCUGCAAGAAAUUGUCUUGUAAAUGUAAAUAAGACUUGUAAAGUUGGAGACUUUGGAUUAACCCGUGACAUAUAUGAAACAGAUUAUUAUCGACGAGGUGGUCGAAGUUUUCUUCCGAUCCGAUGGAUGGCACCGGAAAGUCUAAGAGAUGGACGUUUUGAUACAUUAUCUGAUGUUUGGUCAUUCGGUGUUCUUCUAUGGGAAAUAGCAACAUUAGCUGAACAACCUUAUCAAGGUUAUGGCAAUGAAGAAGUUGUUCAUUAUGUUCGAUAUGGAAAUAUAACACUCGAACGUCCACCAAACUGCCCAGAAAUAUUACAUAAACUAAUGCGUGCCUGUUGGACAUUUUCGCCCGGUGAUCGAAUAUCUUUUCGAUCAAUAGUUGAUGAAUUAGUUCCAUAUGAAAAUGAAGAUUUUCGUUUGAAUGCAUAUUAUCAUACUCAACCGCAUUCACAACAAGAAACAGUACUUACGGAUAGUAAUAGUGAUGAAAAGGACUUAUUAUUAGUUGAUGAUAAUGCCAGUGAACAGCAGUAA